CGUGUUGCAGCUCAACAAUGCCGAAAGUAGUAUCGCGUAGUAUUGUUUGUUCCGAUUCCAAAGACAAGGAGGAAUACAAUGAAACGGGACCACUCAACAUAUACUACUGUUUGUGCGGGCAAAUGAGUUUAAUUUUAGAUUGCACGCUGGAAAAACUUCCCCUCCGACAGUUGGAUGGCGCCCGGGUGAUCGACAGUGCACGCCACGCCAACAAGGUAAACGCAGAUCCGAGCGAAACUGUCUUCAUCCAGCGGGACGCAGGCAUCGAGAAGCAGCAUCGACUGAAGUGCAAAAAGUGCGGAUUGCCUCUAUACUACCGGCACAGCAAUGAUCCGCAGGUGACGUUCGUCAUACGACGGGCACUGGUGAAGUGCAAGAGUGAGGCCAAGAUUUCGGAAUUCAUCAAAACCCCCAGCACAAGCCUUAACCCCACACAGGAACCGAAGAAGGUGAUGGUUACGAAGCACACGAAGAAUAUGGGCAAGUUUAGCUCGGUAACCGUGUCGACCAUCGAUGAGGAAGAGGACGAAAUUGAGGCACGGGAAGUGGCGGACAGCUAUGCAAACAAUGCGCGUAUCAUUGAGAAGCAGCUCGAGCGGAAGGGUGGCAAAACGAACGAGGAUGUGUUGAAGGAGAAAAUUGAACCACCGCCACCGAAAAAGAAUCGCGGUACUCUUCUCGAUACUUAG
Molecule: messenger RNA, 689 nt
Organism: Anopheles maculipalpis
Lineage: Eukaryota; Metazoa; Arthropoda; Insecta; Diptera; Culicidae
Product: STING ER exit protein
Exons: 2
Coding region: 18-689 (223 amino acids)
Source: RefSeq, a predicted model, not a curated record